Molecule: messenger RNA, 783 nt
Organism: Racocetra persica
Lineage: Eukaryota; Fungi; Glomeromycota; Glomeromycetes; Diversisporales; Gigasporaceae
Source: the annotation of a GenBank genome assembly
AUGCUGUCCGAGGAUAUCAGUUCACUUAAAGAAGAAAAUGCCAGACUUAUGGCUAAGAUUAUUGGGCUUGAGGCAAGGAAUGUCAAGCUUGAGGAUGAGAAUAUGAAGCUGAGGACCGAAUUCAAAAGUAGAAUCGAAGAGUUGGAGAAGAGUAGGUCAGAUAUUGCUGGCGAGAAUGCUAGACGUGAUGAUGCAAUUGCAGAGCUUAAGGCUGAAGUAUUGAAAUUAAGGGAUGACAAUGAAGAGAACAAACAAGCCCAAGAUAUCUCUCUCGAGGAAGUUAACAAUGUGCCUAACCUCUUUGUAGAUCAUCCUAGUAACGACAGUCCUUCACCUUGUGAAGAAGAUAGAAAGACUGAGGAAUUCUUAGACUCAGUGCAGAAGAAAAGUGUUAGUGAUGGGAUAAGGGAAAAAUUUAUUCAGAAAGUGUCUUCAGACCUGAUACAGAGUGAUACUGACCUAGCCAAGCAACAACUGGUUAUACUAUCUUCAACUUCAAGCCCAUACAGGCAGGCAGAUUCUUCGAGCUUUGCGCAUUUAUAUGAAAAACUUCGCGAUGCUGAGAAUUUUGCUGAUCGUGCGGUUCAAGAAGCUAUUAUAUAUUACUGUCAAUUUGGGAAAGCUCUUAUUCAGAGACGAGGUGAGAUAGCAUCUGAGAGACAAGUUGAUCCAGAAUCCAAUGCUGUCAGUAGAGUUUUAAAUAUGGAAGUUAGGGUUCAGCUUCCUGCAAAUACUUCUGAUGCACUUUUAUGGAAAAGAAUCGAGCAGGCCAAGAAACUCUGA